Salvelinus namaycush (lake trout) is the source of this 1035-nucleotide messenger RNA. RefSeq names its product progestin and adipoQ receptor family member VI (gene paqr6). Bases 16 to 1035 code for a protein of 339 amino acids. Gene Ontology annotation, molecular function: signaling receptor activity. Gene Ontology annotation, cellular component: membrane. The record is from RefSeq and is a predicted model, not a curated record. The transcript is spliced from 7 exons. Lineage: Eukaryota; Metazoa; Chordata; Actinopteri; Salmoniformes; Salmonidae.
AGACUGCCCACAGACAUGCUUAGCAUCAAACUCCCCCAGCUCUUUGACAUCCACCAAGUCCCCAAGGUGUUCCGGGAGGAUGGCAUCAUCUCGGGAUACCGUCACCCCCAAAGCUCCGCCCUGGACUGCAUCCUUAGCAGCUUCCAGAUGACCAAUGAGACAGUCAACAUCUGGACCCACUUCCUGCCCACAUGGUACUUCCUGUGGCGCUUCAGUGUCCUGUGCUCCACACUGAACUUCCUGUCGGAGAGCUACACCUGGCCGCUGCUGGUGUACAUGCUGCUAAUCUGCGUGUACCCCUUCACCUCCAGCUGUGCCCACACCUUCAGCACCAUGUCCCCCGAGGCACGCCACAUCUGCUACUUCUUCGACUACGGCGCCCUCAGCCUCUACAGCCUGGGUUGUGCCAUAACCUAUAGCUCCUAUGUGAUGCCUGACUGCUGGGUCAACAGCUGGCUGCACCAACACUUUGUGCCCAUCGCCAUCUGCAACACACUAUUCUGCACCAGCCUGUCCUGCUAUUCUAGAUUCCUGGAGAUGCAGUUUCCACACCGGAGUAAAAUUCUCCGGACAGGGGCAUUUGUCUUUCCAUUCAUCUUUGACAACAUCCCUCUAUUUUACAGACUGCUGCUGUGCUGCGGGGGCAGCUGCUGUCACAGUGAGGCCCUGCCCAGUCACUGUUACCACCUCCUCUUCGCCUUCCUCACCUGCUUCCUGUUUGCCUCACACCUCCCGGAGAGGCUGGCCCCGGGGCGGUUCGACUACUUUGGUCACAGUCACCAGCUUUUCCACAUCUGUGCCGUGGUGGGUACCCACUUCCAGAUGGAGGCGGUGCUAGCAGAUAUGAACUCACGCAGGGCGUGGCUCAUCGCACAGGCGGCCGUACCCUCCUUCCUGAGUACCCUGGGGGCACUGGCCCUCAGCAUCAUCCUCAACCUAGGCAUCAUUGGCAUCUUCAGUGCCCCUCUGCUGUGGAACCCUCACCACAGUGCCAACCACCCACUGACGCCACCCACGAAACGCAAGCAACAGUGA